AUGAUUUUAUAUUCAUCAGUGAUUGUGAAGUUACAGGCAAGAGAGGUGGUCCAAGCUGAAUCAAUGAAAUGCCCGGUCACCGUUUGUGGAGAUAUCCAUGGUCAGUAUUACGAUCUAAUAGGGCUGUUCCUGUUCCACAUUAGCGGACCAUGUCCUGACACAAAAUACCUUGUCAUAGGCGACUACGUCGAUCGUGGCUGUCACUCCGUCGAAUCUGUAUCUCUCCUCAUCGCCCUUAAAAUCCGCUACCUGAAACGUAUCACGAUCCUUCGUUUAGGGUUCUAUGAUGAGUGCCUUCGCAAAUAUGUUAGUACGAAUGUUUGGACAUUUUAUAUGGACUUAUUCGAUUACUUUCCCAUUACCGCCCUUGCCAAGAACCAGAGUUUCUAUCUGCAUGGAGGGCUAGGCCCUUCUAUUAGUACACUCGAUGAGGUCCGUGCUAUUGGUCGAGUCCAGGAGCCCCCUCAUAGUGGCGCUAUGUGUGACUUGCACUGGGAGGCACUUAGUCAUGCCAGUGGUAUGAGAUUUGUUGCUCGGGCGCAUCAGAUGGUGAUGGAUAGGUAUUUCUGGCCUCAUGAUAGACAUGUGGCCACGGUUUUCCGCCCCAAACUAUUGCUACCGCUCUGUGGCAAUCAGGCUGCAAUCAUUGGAAUUGACGAAAAUCUCAAUUACAAGUUCAUCCAGUUUGACCGUUCCCCAAGAUAUGGCGAGCCUAAGGUACAAAGAUGGACACCGGAUUACUUUCUGUAG
Aspergillus alliaceus is the source of this 750-nucleotide messenger RNA. RefSeq names its product Metallo-dependent phosphatase-like protein. The coding region runs from base 1 to 750 and encodes 249 amino acids. The transcript has 6 exons. Gene Ontology annotation, biological process: mitotic cell cycle; peptidyl-serine dephosphorylation. NCBI's taxonomy places the organism in Eukaryota, Fungi, Ascomycota, Eurotiomycetes, Eurotiales, Aspergillaceae. The record is from RefSeq and is a predicted model, not a curated record. Gene Ontology annotation, cellular component: cytosol. Gene Ontology annotation, molecular function: protein serine/threonine phosphatase activity.